Molecule: messenger RNA, 1464 nt
Organism: Arabidopsis thaliana (thale cress)
Lineage: Eukaryota; Viridiplantae; Streptophyta; Magnoliopsida; Brassicales; Brassicaceae
Gene: RPI2
Product: ribose-5-phosphate isomerase 2
Exons: 1
Coding region: 394-1191 (265 amino acids)
Biological process (GO): pentose-phosphate shunt; pentose-phosphate shunt, non-oxidative branch
Cellular component (GO): cytoplasm
Molecular function (GO): ribose-5-phosphate isomerase activity
Source: RefSeq, marked reviewed
AAAACACAAACCCUAUCUUUUCUUCUUCUUCUUCUUCGUUCAGUCUUCACUUUCUUUUCUUUUCUCCGCCACCACACAAAUACAUUCUUCAUUCUUUGUAACUUUCACGCUAUUCUUCCUCAAUAUAUUCAUUCGACCUCCUCUCUUCAUUCUUAAUUUCUCAAAAAUCUUAUCUUUCUCCCUCAUUUUUCCCGUCGAGGGUUCCUUAAUCUCCUUCCUAGGAACGUUUCAUCGAUUUCAUAUUUGCUUUCCUUAAUCCACAACGUUUCUUCCUUCGUUUUUUUCUGCAAUUUUGUUUUCCUUUACACCAAAUUCAUCUCUUAGUCUUGUCCAAUUUUCGAUUUUUUUUCCGACAAUCCUGAUUGUUUGUUUUUUUAUCUGUCGGGAUUUCGAAUGGCGCUUGCGUAUGAUCCUCUCUUCAUUACAUCGGACAAAUCUUUGUCCGCCUUUGAUGUUGCCUCUUCACCGCCUCAGCCCAUGAAUUUAACACAAGACGAGCUCAAACGUAUCGCCGCUUACAAAGCCGUGGAAUUCGUCGAGUCCGGCAUGGUUCUCGGUCUCGGAACCGGCUCCACCGCCAAACACGCCGUCGACCGAAUCGGCGAGCUUCUCCGUCAAGGCAAACUCGAGAACAUCGUUGGUAUACCAACGUCUAAGAAGACGCAGGAGCAGGCUCUGUCUCUCGGCAUCCCUCUCUCUGAUCUCGACGCACACCCUGUCAUCGAUCUCUCCAUCGACGGCGCAGACGAGGUCGACCCUUUUCUCAACCUGGUAAAAGGCAGAGGAGGGUCUCUGCUUCGAGAGAAGAUGAUCGAAGGAGCUUCUAAGAAGUUUGUGGUGAUUGUUGACGACUCCAAGAUGGUGAAGCAUAUUGGUGGAAGCAAGCUUGCUCUUCCGGUGGAGAUAGUGCCCUUUUGCUGGAAGUUCACGGCGGAGAAGCUCCGGAGUCUGCUGGAAGGAUACGGGUGUGAAGCGAAUCUUCGGUUGGGAGAGAAAGGGAAGGCCUUUGUGACAGACAAUGGGAAUUACAUAGUGGAUAUGCAUGUGGAAGAGGAUAUGGGAGAUUUGGGAGCAGUGAGUGAUGCGAUUCUGAGGCUACCGGGAGUAGUGGAACAUGGGAUGUUUCUGGAUAUGGCUUCUACUGUUAUCAUUGCAGGUGAGCUUGGUGUUAAGAUCAAGAACAAACACUGAAACACACACCACACCUCUUCUCGUUGAUUUUGGCCUUUAUGUAUUAGGAGACAGAGGAUUAUGGUUUGCUCUAUGGUUUAGAUGAUAUGAGAUUAGGUUUUGGAUGAUGUCACUGUGAGGAGGAUGAAUGACUUUCUUUUGACAGAGUUUUGGAUGCAUUGACAUCGUCGUCAUCAUCAUCAAUCAAUCUUGUAAACAGCAUUUUGCUUCUUCAUUGCCUUUGUUGUGUUUGAAUGCUCUUCUUUUACUACUGGGCCUGUGUUGGGCUUUGCU